CCUCCUACGGCGGUUCCUGGUGGGGAUCUGGCUAAGGUUAUGCGUGCGGUUUGUAUGAUAUCUAAUUCAACUGCCGUUGCGGAGGUCUUCUCUCGAAUUGACCAUAAAUUCGAUUUGAUGUACGCCAAGCGUGCCUUCGUGCACUGGUAUGUGGGCGAGGGCAUGGAGGAAGGGGAAUUUUCGGAGGCUAGAGAGGACUUGGCUGCUCUUGAGAAGGAUUAUGAAGAAGUCGGUAUCGAGACGGCCGAAGAUGAUUAUUAUGAUGAGGAGGAGGGAGGAUAUGGGGAUGAAUUCUAA
Messenger RNA from Perkinsus marinus ATCC 50983, 297 nucleotides. RefSeq names its product alpha-tubulin, putative. The transcript has a single exon. Gene Ontology annotation, molecular function: structural constituent of cytoskeleton; GTP binding. Gene Ontology annotation, cellular component: microtubule; cytoplasm. The annotation marks the transcript as partial. Lineage: Eukaryota; Perkinsozoa; Perkinsida; Perkinsidae. The record is from RefSeq and is a predicted model, not a curated record. Gene Ontology annotation, biological process: mitotic cell cycle; microtubule cytoskeleton organization.